GCGCUCCCUUAAAGACCUGCACGCCGCACAUCCGCCCCCGAGCGGGGGUCCUCCGGCUAGGAAACGGGCAGGCCUCAUAAGGGGCCGCUGCGCAUGUGCGUUGGGCAGAGGAAGCUGGGCUCUUCUUGGGAAGGCGUGCGCCUGCGCAGAAGGAGGAGUAGGGUGACAUUGGGCCGGAGGAGAUGCUGAGCAAAUACAUUGGGCCGCGCCACUUGCAGCGGCUGCGGCUCUGGGUGCCCACCUUGGCCACCUGGGGCUCCGUGGGUACUGUCGGGUUGAUCUGGGCUACAGACUGGCGGCUAAUCCUCCAGUAUGUUCCCUACAUCAGUGGCAAGUUUAAGAAGGAUGACUGAACGGCUGCCCACGCUGGGAUUAAGGAGCCUUACCCAGAGAGGCCACAUUCCUCCUAUUCUCCCGCAUGACUUCCCUGUGCAGGGUUCUCUGGUCCAGAUCCAGCAGAGCCCACUCCUCUUCCGUGAAAUGCACAGCCACCUCCUCAAAGGUCACCUGGCCCUGAAAGAGAGGAAGGAAACAUGUUCAACAGAGGGAUUUUUCCACCAUAUUAUGGACUUUCGUGCCCUGGAUACUGGAAUACUUGUCUGUGUUUUUGUAUAGCUUUAAUAUAGUUUUUGUAUUAUUGUUGAUACUUUCAUAUAUAUCUUUGUUUAUAGUUAUUUAUUUUGUAUUUAUGGUUCCCAUAUUUAUGGGUGUGUAUUGAUAUUUUAUAUUUUUCUCUGUUGACUUAGAAUCUAUAAAUCUAUUCUGAGCAAGUUCAA
Hemicordylus capensis (graceful crag lizard) is the source of this 776-nucleotide messenger RNA. Its product is annotated as cytochrome b-c1 complex subunit 10. Gene Ontology annotation, biological process: mitochondrial electron transport, ubiquinol to cytochrome c. Bases 183 to 353 code for a protein of 56 amino acids. Gene Ontology annotation, cellular component: mitochondrial inner membrane. The record is from RefSeq and is a predicted model, not a curated record. The transcript has 3 exons. Lineage: Eukaryota; Metazoa; Chordata; Lepidosauria; Squamata; Cordylidae.